UUACAGACCUGAUUUUGAUUAUAAUGAUGCUAUGGUAUAAAUUAUUGCCUUCACAUUUCAGAAAGGGAACAACCUUUAUGCAGAAGAAUGCGUCUUGAAAUACGGAAAAGUUGUUGGAAUAUACAAAUUUCGUUACCCGAUUCUCUUUGUGACGGACAUGGAUAUCGUGAAAAAAGUCUUGGUGACCGACUUUAGCAAGUUCCCACAUCACUGGGACAUUCCAGCUGUUGGUUUUCCGUUGGACAAUACGUUAUUGUAUAUGAAAGGACAACGAUGGAGAGAAGUUCGCGCCAUCGUCACGCCUUCUUUUACCACAAGUAAACUGAAGCAGAUGGUGGAAAUAUUUAAUGACUGCUGUGGCCCUCUCCUGGUUAACAUGGAAAAGGCUUAUGUCAGAAACCAAGCCCUUGACACGAAGAAGGUGUAUCUAGGAUUCUUCGUGCAGACCAUCAUUGCCAUCAUAUAUGGUCUGGAUAUCCAGUGUCAGGCCGAUCUUGAUCAUCCAUUUGUGACCAAGGUGGAGAAAGCAUUCCAGCCCAGGCUUUUCACGCUUAUUCCAAUUAUGUUCCCGUCACUGGCCCCACUCUUCGAACUGAUGGGAUCUAACAUCUUCCCAAAAGACGCCAUUGACUUCUUCAAGAAAACCAUAGAGGAUUCCUUCUCAGGAGACAACCAAAUACGACAACGUCAGGGCAAAGGUCCAAAUAGGUAUGAAACCAUGUCAGAAAUGUACUUAAAGAACACAGAGCUUCCUGGUCACGUUUCAACUGCAGAGGAGUCAGAGCAGAAUGCCGGUAAACCCAAGAAGCUCUCUUACAAAGAGUUUCUUAGCGCGAGUGAUACAGAGAACAAAGUUAUGGGCACUUCCCUCUCUCCUAUACAGAACGUGACUCUACUGACAGGUGGCAAUGAAGCCACCUCAACGUUCCUGAUAUGCACCACCUAUCAGCUGGCCCUCAGUCCUGAAGUGCAGGACAAGAUGAUUGAAGAAAUCGACAGGAUUGCACCAACUCCUGAAGACAUCAACUACGAAACAAUGAGCAAAAUGACCUACUUGGAAAUGGUCAUACAGGAGUCUUUCCGCAUGUACCCGCCAACCAUACUAGCUGACCGUGUCUGCUUGGAAACUGUGAAGUACGGCAACUACACUCUGAAGAAGGACCUCCUCGUCAACAUACCGUUUUGUCCUAUUCAACGUGACCCCGAGAUCUGGCAGGAUCCAGAUAAAUUUGACCCUGAGCGGUUCAGCCCUGAGAACAAGGAAUCCAUCAAUCCUCUUGGAUGGAUCGUCUUUGGUGCGGGUCCGCGCAUCUGCAUCGCUGUGAAAUUCACAACGAUUCUCGCCAAAGUCUUCCUGACCCGAGUGUUUCAGAAAUACCGCUUUGAGACCUGCACUGAAACACCGAUCCCACUGAAGUUCAGGAAGAUUACGAUGCUUGAACCAGAUCGAGUCUAUGUGCGUGUGGUACCGAGGAAAGACUGCUAAAAUCUCGCAAGUUUCAACAAAAAUAUUCUACAGGGAAAACAGAAAACAACUGAGCGUCUGAUUUUAUCAACAACUGUCCAAAAAUCACUUUUCAUUUUGUUUAGGUACAGCAUCUGAAGUACCGUGGUAUGGUAAAAUCUGCUACUAGAAUAGACACCACUACUGCAAAUACAAAAGAAAGAAAGAAUAAAAAUGAAACAUGACCAUACUGUUCAGUUGAUUCAACAGUAUGGAUUUAGUAGUAUUUCCAUACCAAUUUGAUUGUGAUAUUGGUGAACAAAAAAUUGUAGCAAGUUCCAUAUAAUUACAUAAAUAUUAGAGUAUAUAAAAAGUAUAUUUUAUAAUAGCGAUAUCAGAAUAAAGAGAAUAACUGGCUGUAAUAUUUUAGCUGACAAUAGGCCAAUAUACAGUCUUAAGUAAUUUUAUAUUUGAAGUGUAACAGUCGAAUGUCCAUCCAAACCAAAGUGGUAAGUUUCGUGUGCUUAUUUGUGUCCCUACAAAGCUGUGGUGACUUUCCUGGACACCCUGUUGGAAAUUGCUUUUCUAUACCCAGGAAUACAAUUUGAUAAUCGUGGAAAGAAGUUGAGGAAAUCCUUCAACUUAAUGAUAUAUGUGGUCAAACGGCCAGUUUAUACUUCAAGUGAACAAGCAAGUGAAGUGAAUGGGACAUGACAAAAAGACAGCAGUGAUUUAACUUCAGUUGAAAUGUGUUCAACCUUUGCGAAUUUGCAGCAUGAAGCUGUUUGCAUUCAUGUACCCUUUUGUUCCGAGUAUGAAUCAAACUUAGGUUUAUGUAUCCACUUUGCAAGCAUUAAACAAAAUUCCUUAACACAUAUUUCACCGGUAACAAAUGUGACAGACUCUGCCAAAGCCAGACGUUUCUGGAAAGCUAGAGGUUGGUAUGGAAGUAGGACGUACAUGUAAGAAAAUAUUUUCCUGUCAUAUCAAGAACUUUAAAUUAGUAUGUAACUCUACAAAAGGCGGACUAAAUUGCAAUAAAAGGCUAAAUGUUAACAAUGUCAGAUGUUUGUUUUGGUCAACUCCCCAGAAAUAUAAGGUUCAGGCAGAACACAUCACAAAUUGUGACAGGAGAAAGUGGACAUUUUGGUGUAAGGGUAAACAGUGCAUUCCAGUUGGUCAUACUGCAGUUGGGAUACUUAGUUUUACUCAUUGUGUAAGUAUCGUACCAUGUCUGAUUAAGUGCUAAAAAUAGCUAAUUAAGUUCGACAAUUUCCAGUGUAAAUGUAGGGGAAUUGUUCAUCAGCAGUGAUAAACUAGAGAGACCAAUGUGCAUUUUUACAAUGCAAGUUUUAUUCAUAUAACUGUUACACAAUAUAAAUUUUUAUUUCAUUUUUUAGUAGAUAAAAUUUCAUUUUACCCUUUAAUAAAAAACAUAAGGCAUUCAACUACCACAGCAAUAUAAUAAUUGUGAAACGGCUGGAAUAGCGGUGCAGUAAAAACAUGAAGGAAUGAAACAUUUCACACUACAUACCUAUCAGCAAAUCAGCAAGAUGUUAGUUUUUGAUGGCAUAGAAAUUAUCAUCAAAUAAGUUCCCAUCUCUUCAGUCAUUGAAGUGCAACCUCUACAAUAACAAAUUCUGCGUAAUAAACCAUAUUUCAAAUAUUUCUGAAUCCUUUCUUGUGCAUUUAUGUGCAAACAGUAGUACAGUGUUUCUUUAAGGAAUUAAUACACAUUUUGUCCAAAAAGUACUAUAACAAAGUCAAAACAUUAACUUUUAAAAAGCAAUACAAAUUUGUCACCAUGCAAGAAUUUCAGGUAACUAAUGUUUAAAAGAUGGAAAUAUAAUCAGUACUGUUCAAUAGCAUUUAUUUCAUUCAUGGGAUUUGAAGAUAAAUGAAAUUGGUGAUAAAAAAACAAUUACAUUCAAAUAUCUAUAGAAACUGGCAUUUGUCAUUUCUUAAAGCCCAAAAUAGUCCAGCAUGACUUAAAGGUAGGAAUACAUCAUACAAAUUUUAACAUAAUUUUUUAUCCCGUGUUUAUAACAAAUUUUGUGGAACAUUGCUUCGAUCCUGUCCCCCCCCAUAAGAAUUUCCUAUAUUGUAUCACUAGUGCACUCUUUUCACAAUCGCGUGGUGGUCAAGUGCAUUACAAGUCCAUCACAAGUGCUUCCCAUCAGCCAGUCUUAAGUCAAGUCUGGAACUAGGAACAGUGACAAAGGCACACUACAGCCACUGUUUGUACCAUUACUUAUGACUUGAUGUGCGACUGGACUUGACACCAACAUGUGACUGAAGUCUUGAUUGGCCCCACAUCAAAGGAUGGUUAACCGCCUUGCAUUGUUUGCUCUUUCUCGUAUCUGUUAAUCAUGAUCACGAAAGGUGGCACGGAAAAAUCCGUCUUCUUUGCAGAACACGGCACAGGCCAUACAAGGGGGUCAUGUCUUGCUCUGCUGCAGCAGCGAUGUACAUGCAUCACACUGUACAUUUUGACAUUCAGCACACCAAACUAGGUGGCAAUGUGUGAAGCUUACCCGAAUUACAAAGAGCUUGCCCAGUGUCGACAAUUAUCGUUCACCUUGGGUGCCAUUUGCCCCCUUGUGUGUAAAAAAACACCAUGGAUCCCUACACACAACUGUACAAUGUUCUCUGUCUCACACUGAAAAUGACAAUAGUUAUAUCCUUUGGCUAUAUCACACUUUAAGGCAAUGGUAAAUGCGUUUUAAAAUGAACUACAUGUAUUUACUGUCUGUAGCAUGCUUUAAAGGAAAGUAAAAAUAUUGAGCUGCGUGCUAUAUGUACAGUGUAUUUCUUCAUAAAGCUAACAAAACUGCAGGAAUUCUACAUGUACUUUUCUAGAGGACGAGAUAACAAUAUGCUUGGUCUCAAGUUGGUCAUGGCAGUUUUUCUAACACUGCCACUCAAAAUCCUCAUCACA
Messenger RNA from Acanthaster planci (crown-of-thorns starfish), 4382 nucleotides. RefSeq names its product cytochrome P450 3A56-like. The record is from RefSeq and is a predicted model, not a curated record. NCBI's taxonomy places the organism in Eukaryota, Metazoa, Echinodermata, Asteroidea, Valvatida, Acanthasteridae. Gene Ontology annotation, molecular function: heme binding; oxidoreductase activity, acting on paired donors, with incorporation or reduction of molecular oxygen; iron ion binding.